AUGUCCAGCGGUCCUGAUCCUAGUAAGGGACUCUGGAGCAGACCUUCGACAGAGAUGGCUUCGUCUUUGAGGCAGCACACCGGCGGACCCAUGGUCGGCAAACUACUAUGCCAGAUGGAAGACAAAGCGGCGAUGUCUCGGCAAGAUCAGGCCUAG
Gamsiella multidivaricata is the source of this 156-nucleotide messenger RNA. RefSeq lists its product as uncharacterized. The transcript has 2 exons. Bases 1 to 156 code for a protein of 51 amino acids. Lineage: Eukaryota; Fungi; Mortierellomycota; Mortierellomycetes; Mortierellales; Mortierellaceae. The record is from RefSeq and is a predicted model, not a curated record.